AUGUGUGCGGAAGAUGUUGAGAAGCUUGUAAAUAACCGACUUCGAGAUUUAAGGAUUGGCGGAAAUUUCGAAGAUGCAUUACGCAUGGAGGUAGACCAAGCAAACUCCUCACCUUUUACCGCCGAAAUAGAACAGGCUGCUCCCCCGAAACGAUUCUCAACUCCCUCUUUCACAUGCUUCAAAGGGGAUUCUGAUCCUGAAAGUCAUCUAAAGCACUUCAAGAGCGAGCAGCUCAGGACUGGUUCUACACCCUGCCAUCUGGGUCGAUCAGCAGCUUCAAGGAGCUUGCUUAUGUCUUCACCAAGGAAUACACUUCUUAAGAAGAACCCUGACCAUCUGUUCAACUUGUACAAGAAGUCCGACGAAUCCCUCCGAGACUACAUCAAGAGGUUCAAGGCGGAGAGGGCAAAAAUCAUAGGAUGUGAUGACCAAGUUGCGUCCUCUGCCUUCAAGAGGGGUUUGCCAACUGAGUGUGAGCUGUAUGGUGAGCUGACCAUCUCUCCCUGCCAAACAUUGGUAGAAGUUUUGGCAACAGCUGAGCGCUACGCACUUUGGGACGACGAUCGAAUUGCCGCAAAGAAGGCUGCCAAGCAAGCCGAUCAACCGGCUGAGCAGGCAAGCCAAAGAAACGGCAACAACAAGGAUGAGGGCAAGCGCAGAUCACAGCCUGAAGGAAGUACUCCAGCAACUGAGAGCUACACCAAGUUCACUAUCCCAAUUCACCAUAUCCUAGCCCAAGUAAGGGACAUGCCCUGGUUGAAGAAACCAUCGCCUUUGAAGGGAAACCUAGCCAAGAAAGAUGAUCCUAGCCCAAGUAAGGGACAUGCCUUGGUUGAAGAAACCAUCGCCUUUGAAGGGAAACCCAGCCAAGAAAGAUACCAGUAG
This is a messenger RNA of Prunus avium (sweet cherry), 885 nucleotides long. NCBI's taxonomy places the organism in Eukaryota, Viridiplantae, Streptophyta, Magnoliopsida, Rosales, Rosaceae. The record is from RefSeq and is a predicted model, not a curated record.